Molecule: messenger RNA, 439 nt
Organism: Scleropages formosus (Asian bonytongue)
Lineage: Eukaryota; Metazoa; Chordata; Actinopteri; Osteoglossiformes; Osteoglossidae
Gene: rpl34
Product: ribosomal protein L34
Exons: 5
Coding region: 43-396 (117 amino acids)
Biological process (GO): translation
Cellular component (GO): ribosome
Molecular function (GO): structural constituent of ribosome
Source: RefSeq, a predicted model, not a curated record
AACAGUCUUUCUUUUCAGGUUACGGUGUCUGAAGCUGUAAAGAUGGUUCAGCGCCUGACUUACCGCCGUAGGUUGUCCUACAACACGGCCUCUAACAAAACCAGAUUGUCCCGGACACCUGGGAACCGCAUUGUCUACCUGUACACCAAGAAGGUUGGCAAGGCACCCAAGUCAGCCUGUGGCGUCUGCCCUGGCAGACUUCGUGGUGUUCGUGCUGUUAGGCCUCAGGUCUUGAUGAGGCUCUCAAAGACCAAGAAGCAUGUCAGCAGGGCUUAUGGUGGAUCCAUGUGCGCCAAGUGUGUGCGUGACAGGAUCAAGCGUGCGUUCCUGAUUGAGGAGCAGAAAAUCGUGGUUAAAGUACUGAAGGCACAGGCACAGAGCCAGAAAACUAAGUAAAUGUCUGUAUUUGUUUUGCCACAAUAAAAGGUUUGAAAAAAAA